AUGGACGUGAACACCUUGCACCACGACCCCCACGCCCACGGCAAGCGCACCUCCAUUACUGAACUCCUCAAUCCCAUCAACGCACCCCCCAGCGCGCUCGAGCCUCGCUACCACCCAAAUCAGCUACCCCCUCUAUCUGCCGCGUUCAUGGGUCCCCCACACGCGCAACCCGGCCAGCCCACCGCACAACCCUAUCCGUCGCCCAUGAGUGCCCCUGCAUCUUUCAGUCUGCGCGCGGCAAGCUGGGAUCAGAGCGCGAAGAAUGACAUGGGCAUCCACAGGCCCGACUCCGAUCCCAGUGCAUGCCGCUACCCUUCGAACGCCGUGCAGCAUCCGAUGUAUCAUGAUGCGUACGUGAGGCCCGUACGUCCCGGCGAGGAAUCGCCCGCAUAUAGCAUGCAGUCUCCUGGGUGGCACAAUUCCCCCGAGCCCGCGAACCAGGCGUACGUGCCAUCGCAAAUGUCGCCUCCAAUGACCAUGUACUCGGAUGAACGCACAGCCAUUUCGGGAGAGGCCAUCCAAAAGACCUGGCAGACAGCCGAAAGAGCGUCUGUCCGCCUCGCUGCUCGAGGGACCGUGCCGAUGCCAAUGCAGUUACACCCUCAGCUGCAGCGGAGCCAGGCAUCUCCUCCCCAAGCGUAUUAUUCGGCGCCCAUGGCCUUCGCCAUGCCGUAUCCUACCCCACAACCCAUGCCAACGCCAAAGAGGCAGCUGGAAUCUCCUGAAGAAUCUGACAGCAAGUCAAAGAAGUCGAAGACGCGAUCAAAGGUGACCGACAAUGCUGCUUCCUCGCGGCGCGGCUACAACGCUAAGAAGCGCAAUGAGGCAGCACAGAUAGCGGCACAAAAUGCGCAAUUGAUUCCUUCCGUAUCGUAUGCUCACGUGUCAAGUGAAAAGGGCAAGGAGAAGGCAUCGUCUGGAAGCAGCACCAUGAAGCUCGUCUCGGACGACGGGCUGCCGCACCCCGAGGCGUCUGGUCCUUUGCAUCCCGAGCUUCAGUUUGCGCGCUGCAUGUCAAAUCGCUAUCGAUCGGAAGAGUUCCCCCGCUGCGUCUCCUGCACGCGUCGGUGGGCGGGCGACACUUGCCGGUUCCAGGGCAUCCGGUUCUUCCUGAAGAACGACAAGAAGCACAUCGUUGGCAUCAGCUUUGUCGAGAGCCAGAAGCCCGACUCGCCGACUAUGAAUUUCCCGCUAAAAUGGAACAUUCCCCUCGAAAAGAGCCACAUCAGGCGCAUUAAGCGGACGGUGGCCUCAGCGCUGCUCCAGACGCUAAAGAAAGAACUCGAGCACCUCAGCUUACCUGAGGUCAUCCGCCGCACGCGGGAGAGCGAGGUACGCGCGACAUGUGACACUUGCAUGACCUCUAUCUUUUCAAGCAGCUGGAUGUGCCGGCUGUGCGGCCGUGAGGCUUGUGCCGAAUGUUUCGAGCAGGUCAAGGAGCUGACCAUCGACCGGGACGGCGCCCCCGAUGCUGAGAUCGCUGCGCUGCAGGCGCGCCGGGAGCGACAUGCGCACGUCAACCCGUUUUUUCUCUCCUGCACCCGGCGCAACGAACAUCAGGCCAAGGACUUCUCGCCCAUGUCGCGUUUCUGCCGAUCGGAGCUCGAGGAGGCGAUUACCGAGAUGGAGGCGCUGCUGCAGGAGAGCGACCAGGACGCGCUGGCCCCAGACUCUGGCGCGUUCAACCCACCUUUGACGGCUGCGCGUGGCGACGCGUCCGACUGGUCGAUGCCCGCGCCAAUGUCAAUGUCCGGCCGAAGUGCGGUUAUGCUUCCCAACAUGGACUACCCAGCGCCGCGUGGGUUCUCAGGACCAGUCAAUGGUGGCAUCCCGCCCGAUCCUUCAUCAUUCGCUGCCGGCACGUUGUCCACGCCGCAGUCGGCGGCAGGCUUCUCGAGCAUCCCGUCUCAUGAUACGCUGAGGUUCGCGGACUCGCAGCUGACGGACGACCUGUUCCGAAGCGUAUGGACGAGGGGCGAGCCGCUCGUCGUGACGGGCUUGCAGCAGAAGUUCCGCAUACAGUGGACCCCACAGUACUUCACGAGCAAGUACGGCACGCAGAGUUGCCUCAUCCUCGAGUGCCAGACCGACCAGAACAAACGCGUCACGGUAGGCGAGUUCUUCUCGUGGUUCGGCAAGUAUGAGGGCCGCAGGGACUGUUGGAAACUGAAGGAUUGGCCGCCAACGACAGACUUCCGCACGUCGUUCCCGGAGCUGUACGACGACUUUGGCAAUGCGACGCCGGUGCCGAACUAUGUCAGACGCGAUGGCGUGCUGAACCUUGCCUCGCACUUCCCCAGCAAUACGGUCGCACCUGACCUCGGUCCGAAGAUGUACAACGCGAUGGCCUCGUUUGAGUCGCUCGGCAGCAAGGGCACGACGCGGUUACACAUGGACAUGGCGGACGCCGUGAAUGUCAUGUUGUAUGCGGCUGACACCCCUGACGGGCGACCCGGGUGUGCCGCGUGGGACUUGUUCCAGGCGGAAGACUCGUCAAAAGUGCGGAAGUUUCUCCGAAAGAAGUUCAAGGGCCAGUUCCAGCACGACCCGAUCCACUCCCAGCAGUUCUAUCUGGACUCCACGCUUCGGCAGGAACUGUUUAAGGAGUAUGGUGUCAAGAGCCAUCGCAUCUACCAGAGGCCCGGGGAGGCUGUCUUCAUUCCCGCCGGCUGCGCGCAUCAGGUGUGCAACCUCGCGGACUGUAUUAAGGUGGCGAGCGACUUUGUCAGCCCAGAGAACAUCGGCCGGUGCGAGAUGCUGACGCGGGAGUUCCGCGAGCAGAACCAGUCGAUGGCGUGGAAGGAAGACGUCCUGCAGCUGCGGACGAUGAUGUGGUUUGCCUGGCUGUCGUGCUGCCGCCAGGAGAAGGACAUGGACUCGUAACGGGAGGGGACGCUCGCUGUGUUAUAUUGCUAUGUUGUUCGAGCCGGUGCUCUGCAUUCACGGUUGCUUUAAUUCCUAUCCUGCCCGCGCACGCGUCUAAUCGCUGUCUGCAUGUACUGUGUAUUGGCUCUGUUGUCCGGUUCGGCCCCAUGGUCUCGUACAAAGUAGUGACAUUGUAUAUUGGAUACAUACAUGACUCGGUGAACAGAAUACAGACUAGCAUAUUUUCGGUGG
Postia placenta MAD-698-R-SB12 is the source of this 3117-nucleotide messenger RNA. RefSeq lists its product as hypothetical. Gene Ontology annotation, biological process: regulation of transcription by RNA polymerase II. Lineage: Eukaryota; Fungi; Basidiomycota; Agaricomycetes; Polyporales; Adustoporiaceae. Gene Ontology annotation, molecular function: histone H3K9 demethylase activity; chromatin DNA binding; transcription coregulator activity. The transcript is spliced from 11 exons. Bases 1 to 2883 code for a protein of 960 amino acids. Gene Ontology annotation, cellular component: histone deacetylase complex; chromatin. The record is from RefSeq and is a predicted model, not a curated record.